AUGUACGGCCGGGACCCUUACACCUUCGUCAACGGCUCGCACAUCCCCUCCGUCGUCCUUGGAGUGAUCACCACGAUUCUCAAAUCCUGGGACCAGGCCUCGACAGACUACGAGUACAUCACUGCCUUCCACCAACCCCAUGGGACCCUGCAUGUCGCGCCCGAGCCCGCCAUCGGCGAAGCCGCCAUGCGAAAACUGCACGACGACAUCAUUCACCCGAUCAAUGGACCUGUCGUGGCUUUGCAACACUACCUCGACCGUGUCUUCAUGAUGCCCGGCUCACCAGAGGGAAAGACAGAGACGGUCUUCACAGGGAAACUGACCAGUGUCUUGAAAUCUGGGGAGGAGGUUACUACAGACUUCGCCACCUGGAUCGUGGCGUCUCCAAACAGUGCUGGGGAGCUCAAGGUGGAAUUGCUGAGGGUGUUUUCCGACACGAGCGAGUUGAUGAAGAAGAUUGGCGACAUGAUGGCGGUGAAGAGCUAG
Molecule: messenger RNA, 486 nt
Organism: Fonsecaea multimorphosa CBS 102226
Lineage: Eukaryota; Fungi; Ascomycota; Eurotiomycetes; Chaetothyriales; Herpotrichiellaceae
Exons: 1
Coding region: 1-486 (161 amino acids)
Source: RefSeq, a predicted model, not a curated record